UAUUAUAUCGUGAUAUUGUCUAAGGCGCAUACCGGUUUCACCGCGACGCGGUAUUUCAAUUCCGACCAUACGAUGAUAAGUAUUAUCAUGCCAUGACUGGAACAGAACUAAUUCUUGCAACAAUAUGCAAUGCCAGUUUUUGCGACAAUGCUUUCAACCAAGUUUUCACUAAUGCAGGUGCAACUGCGCAAAUUUCAGCCAAAGAAACUGAAUUACAACGAUUAAAAAAUGAAUUGAAUGGGAAACAUAUUAAAGUUGCUACUUAUAAUGAUUAUCCAAUGAGUUGGACCGAAAGAGAAGAAAAUGGUACAUUAGUUGGUCAUGGUGUUGCUUUUGUUCUUAUGACCAUAUUACAACAAAGAUUUAAUUUCACAUUUGAAAUAGUUUUGCCUGAAAGGAACAUUGUAUUUGAUCGAAAAUCUGAGUUAUCUCUAAUAGGACUAGUUAAUAGCAGCAAAGUAGAUAUGGCAGCGGCUUUCAUACCAACAUUUUUGAAAUACAAAAAUAUGGUUAAAUUUUCGCUUGAGCUUGAUGAAGGUGUAUGGCUGAUGAUGUUAAAGCGGCCCAAGGAAUCGGCAGCUGGAUCUGGACUCUUAGCACCUUUUGCGACUUACGUUUGGUAUUUAAUACUCGCGGCGGUAAUAUGCUAUGGACCGUGCAUAACUUUUUUGACAUGGUUACGUGCAAAAUUAAUACAAGAUAAUGAAAAAUAUAUUGCUCUCAGUCCAAGUGUGUGGUUUGUCUACGGGGCCUUUAUUAAACAAGGCACAACUCUUGCUCCUGAUGCAAACACAACACGAGUACUUUUUGCGACUUGGUGGUUGUUUGUAAUACUUCUGUCCGCAUUUUAUACGGCUAAUCUCACAGCCUUUCUCACCUUGUCUAAAUUUACACUGGAUAUUGAAAAACCUGAAGAUUUAUAUAAGAAGAAUUAUCGCUGGGUGGCACCUGAAGGAGGACCCGUGUAUAACAUUAUCGAAAAUCCAGAAGAGAAUCUUUACUAUUUAAGCAAAAUGGUAGCGAACGGUCGAGCUCAGUUCAAAUUUGUAAACAAAGAUGAAGACUAUCUACCCAUGGUCAAUGGCGGAGCGGUACUAGUCAAGGAACAAGCGGCGAUAUACACCCUUAUGUACGAAGACUAUUUGAAGAAAACGAAGGAGGGAGUCGCGGAGUCCGAUAAAUGUCCCUAUGUCGUUGCUACUUAUCCUUUUAUGAAAGAACAAAGAGCUUUCGCUUACCCGCAGAAUAGUACUCUACGAGUAUUAUUUGAUAGGGUACUAUUUUAUCUGACCCAGUCUGGAAUAGUAAAAUUUCUGCAGCUUAAAGACUUGCCAAGUGCAAGAAUAUGUCCUCUCGACCUACAAUCAAAGGACCGCCAACUGCGCAACAGUGACCUCAUGAUGACCUAUGUUAUUAUGAUGACUGGAUUAGCUGCCGCCAUUGCAGUGUUUGUUGGUGAGAUAUGUUUCAAGCGCCGGUUUUCAAUGAGCACAAAUUUUCAAGAUAGAGAUGUUGGUAUUUCGCCAAGGAAGCCAAAGAAACAAAGAAUUAAAGCUCUCCGAUUAAGGAACUAUUAUGAUACCAAUCCUCCGCCAUAUGACUCGCUCUUUGGAAACUCAAAAUAUAAAUUCAAUAGUAAUUCUGAAAGAAGGAUUAUUAACGGGCGUGAAUAUUACGUUGCACACACAACUAAUGGGGAUAUCCGUUUAAUUCCUGUUAGGACGCCUUCUGCGUUUCUGUAUCAAUAAGUUAUAUAUAUGAUACUAUAUUAAGCGACUUAUACAUGCUACGACGAUCUCUGAAAUAACUUAAAUCAACAGUCGAAAAAAAAUCUACUUAGACGUUUCUUUUUUGGAUCUUGAAUUCACACUGCGUGGAAUAAAAUUAAGAAGAUUUUAGGCAGAUACAAGAAAGCGUUGUCGCCCUAUCUCUUAAUAUUCAUAAUAACUGUUUACUACGCCCUUGAGUUAGCGCACUCAAGAGGGUAUCUCAGAAUCUGUUUGACCGAUUUGAAAUAUUCCUCUUGUAUAGGAUAGCCUGGUUAUCGAGGAAUAAGUAAAAAAAUAUAUCAUGGAUAAACCUCUCUAGUAUAAUUAAGUAUAAAAUAUUUCGGAAUGUUAAGUAGUUUUGAAGCACAUGUACUCUUUUAUUUUUACUCAACUGUUUAUUGUAUAGAAGUUAGCACAGUUUUAUGAAUCUUACAUCGGAGCAGAUAAGCACAAAAUAAAAUGUGUUCUGAAAAACAAAAA
Melitaea cinxia (Glanville fritillary) is the source of this 2249-nucleotide messenger RNA. RefSeq names its product glutamate receptor ionotropic, delta-2 (gene Ir76b). Gene Ontology annotation, molecular function: ligand-gated monoatomic ion channel activity. The record is from RefSeq and is a predicted model, not a curated record. Gene Ontology annotation, cellular component: membrane. Bases 93 to 1748 code for a protein of 551 amino acids. NCBI's taxonomy places the organism in Eukaryota, Metazoa, Arthropoda, Insecta, Lepidoptera, Nymphalidae. The transcript has 9 exons.